CUCCUCGCGGCCAAUUACCCGAAACAAGCCUCAAACCGUUCCCCUCUCCCUCCGUUCCUAAAUCCUACCAGCCGGGUCCAGAUCGCCCGAAUAUUGGUGCAACAUGACAUGCCCUGUCGAGGACACCCCAAAAAAAGGCCUUUAUCGAUGAGGGGUGAUAACCCAAUUGCCCCUCCUUUUUGGGUACUUUUUAUCGCUGCUAUCGCCAUAAUCGCCAAAAGUUGCCCCUCUAUCGGCGUUUACUAUUAUCAAUCAACCCCCAUCACCAAGUUCUUUCUAAUGGUUAGUCAACCAGCGGGCUUGUAAGUUCGGCUUCUUUCUGUCUUUUUCUUUUCUUCUUUUUUCUUUUGGGCAGCAUUACUAGUGCAAUUGAGUUUUUUUUUCUCCCCUUAUUGUUGGGCCAUUGAAUAUGUAGACCCAAAUUCAAAUUAUUU
Molecule: messenger RNA, 434 nt
Organism: Trichoderma asperellum CBS 433.97
Lineage: Eukaryota; Fungi; Ascomycota; Sordariomycetes; Hypocreales; Hypocreaceae
Source: RefSeq, a predicted model, not a curated record